Molecule: messenger RNA, 3090 nt
Organism: Gracilinanus agilis (Agile Gracile Mouse Opossum)
Lineage: Eukaryota; Metazoa; Chordata; Mammalia; Didelphimorphia; Didelphidae
Gene: PSD
Product: pleckstrin and Sec7 domain containing
Exons: 16
Coding region: 1-3090 (1029 amino acids)
Biological process (GO): regulation of ARF protein signal transduction
Molecular function (GO): guanyl-nucleotide exchange factor activity
Source: RefSeq, a predicted model, not a curated record
AUGGCCCAGGGAACCAUGCGCUUCUGCUCUGAGGGAGACUGUGCCAUCUCACCCCCUCGAUGCCCUCGAAGAUGGCUUCCAGGAGGCCCUAUGCCCGAGAGCCCCCCAGGGGGUGGGAGGGCCCAGCUGGGCAUGUAUGGCAGUAUGGGCUCCCUAGUUCGACGAGUGGUAGGGCCAGGCGGUGGGAGCAGGGAGCUAGGGCGGGUGACAGCACCCUGUACGCCACUGAGGUGUACACCUGCUCCCCAGAGCCCCCCCUUACCUGCUGGGCCACCACAAAGCUCAGUGGUCAUAUUCCGCUUUGUGGAAAAGGCCAAUGUGAGGACAGUGAAUGGGGGCCUCAGUAGAAGCCUGGACCUUGGGUCUCCGUCUCCCAGCACCCCAUCCCCACCCCAGCGACUUGCCCCCACCCUAGCCCCUAGUUCCGGCUCCAAUUCUGGCUUGGGACGGAAGCUCCGGCUGGAGGCUUCCACCUCAGACCCACUCCCUGCUGGAGGAAAUUCAGCUCUCCUAACUGCCCGAUGCUGCCCCCUGCCUGGGUCCCCAGCCCAGCCAUCCACAGGUGGAGAUAGUCUCUAUUCCUCCCUCCCAAAUGGGCUGGGUGGGCCUUCAGAGGACCUGACCACUCUACUCCGAAGACCCUCAGGCAUUAAUUGCCAGAACCAGGGGGACUGCUGCUCCUCUCCCCGGGAAGUGUCUGCUCAUGCCCAGCGGAUUGCCCGGGCCAAGUGGGAAUUCUUCUUUGGCUCCCUGGAUCCCCCUAGCUCAGGUUCCCAGGCUCGGGAUCGGGAGUGGGAGCAGGCAUCGGUGAGAGUCCCCAGGGAGGAGCUGGGCCAUAGCUCAGAGGUGACCACGGGACGGGUAACUAAGUAUUCAGAAACCGAUCUGGACACAGUGCCCCUUCGGUGCUACCGGGAGACGGACAUCGAUGAGGUUCUGGCUGAGCGAGAGGAGGCUGACUCUGCUAUUGAGAGCCAACCCAGCUCAGAGCCCCUGGGUACAGCCAGAGCCCCCCAGCCUGCCCCUCGGCCAGGCCCCAGCCUGGACAGUGCCAGUGAGGAAGAAGAAGCUGAGGAGGAGGUGGACGACGAGGUGUUCGAGGCCUCCGAAGGGGCCCAGCCAGUGGCCAUGAGUCCCUGUGGGCCCCUCAAGUCCCCAGUGCCCUUCCUGCCAGGCUCCAGCCCAUCUGCAGAUGGUCCAGACUCCUUCAGCUGCAUCUUUGAAGCCAUCCUAGAGUCACACAGGGCCAAAGGCACAUCUUACACCAGCCUGGCCUCUCUGGAGGCCCUCGCCUCACCAAUCCCCACCCAAAGUCCCUUUUUCACCUUUGAACUGCCCCCCAAUCAUCUGGUCACCCAGCUUGAUUCCCAGCUGCCAGCCCCAUUAGCUCCACUGGAACCUGAUUCAGGGACCAGCUCAGCUGCCGAUGGGCCCUGGACCGAACGUGAGGAAGAGGAGGAGGAAGCUAAAAGAGGGGCCAAUUCAACUCAGGACAGGGCUCCACCUAGCCCUUGUCACUCUGAAGACAGCUUUGGUUUAGGGCCUCUGCCUGUGGGCAGUGAUCCCCCCCUGGGCCAACUGGUAUCGGAUUCUGACUCGGAACUGGACAGCACAGAGCAGCUGGCCCUGGGUAGCACUGACACCCUGUCCAACGGGCAGAAGGCUGACCUGGAAGCUGCCCAGAGGCUAGCCAAGCGGCUCUACAACCUGGAUGGCUUUAAGAAGGCUGAUGUGGCCCGGCAUCUGGGGAAGAACAAUGACUUCAGUAAACUGGUAGCUGGAGAGUACCUCAAAUUCUUUGUCUUCACUGGAAUGAGUCUGGACCAGGCACUCAGGGUGUUUCUGAAGGAGCUGGCUCUGAUGGGGGAAACCCAGGAGCGAGAGCGGGUCCUGGCUCAUUUCUCCCAGCGCUACCAUCAAUGUAACCCUGGGGCCCUGUCCUCUGAGGAUGGAGCCCACACCCUAACCUGUGCUCUCAUGCUGUUGAACACGGAUCUUCAUGGCCACAACAUUGGGAAACGAAUGACCUGUGGGGACUUCAUUGGGAACCUAGAGGGCCUCAACCAGGGGGGUGACUUCCCCAGGGAGUUGCUCAAGGCUCUGUACAGUUCCAUCAAGAAUGAGAAGCUUCAGUGGGCCAUUGAUGAAGAGGAACUCCGCCGCUCCCUGUCUGAACUGGCCGACCCAAACCCCAAGGUCAUCAAGAGGGUCAGUGGCGGCAGUGGCGGCGGCUCCAGCCCUUUCCUAGACUUGUCCCCAGAGCCUGGUGCUGCCAUUUACAAACAUGGCCCCCUGGUGCGCAAGGUGCACGCGGACCCCGACUGCAGGAAGACACCCCGGGGGAAGCGUGGCUGGAAGGCUUUCCAUGGCAUUCUGAAGGGGAUGAUCCUCUACCUGCAGAAGGAGGAGUACCAGCCGGGCACGGCUCUGGUGGAGGAAGAGCUGAAGAACGCCAUCAGCAUCCACCACGCCCUGGCCACCCGGGCCAGCGACUACAGCAAGCGGCCUCACGUGUUCUACCUGCGCACGGCGGACUGGCGGGUGUUCCUCUUCCAGGCACAGAGCUUGGAGCAGAUGCAGUCCUGGAUCACCCGCAUCAAUGUGGUGGCGGCCAUGUUCUCGGCCCCGCCCUUCCCGGCGGCCAUCAGUUCUCAGAAGAAGUUCAGUCGCCCUCUGCUGCCCAGCUCUGCCACCCGCCUCUCCCAGGAGGAGCAGGUGAGGACCCACGAAGCCAAACUCAGGGCCAUGGCGUCCGAGCUCCGGGAGCACAAGGCCAGCCAGCAGCAGCCCGACAGGAAGGCCAAGAGCAAGGAGGCCGAGGAGCAGCGGCAGAAGGAAGCCUAUUUGGAAUUUGAGAAAUCUCGCUACGGCACCUACGCCGCACUGCUCCGGGCCAAGCUGAAGGCGGGCAGCGAGGAGCUGGAGGCCGUGGAGGCCGUGCUCUGCCAGGCCGUGCCGGGGGGUGUCGAGGACGGGCUCCCCACAUCCUGCUCCAGCCCCACUCUGCAGCCCGAGCCGCCUCCACACAGCAGGCCACACCGCUCUGGCCCUGAACCCCGGGUGGGGGGCAGCGGACGGCAGAAACCCUGA